CAAAAAUGACAGGUUCUUGUCACCUGUUAAAUCAUUCAACCCUAACCUUUCAUUUCGUUACAUCACAUUUAAAUUUCAAAUUUCUAAGUAAAAAUAAUGAGCGAUGGCUUUCAACCUGAUAGCGUUUGAUUUUGACCAUACAAUAGUGGAUGACAACACGGAUACAGUAGUAGCAGCCCUAAUAAACAAAAAUCAGAUACCUGACAGUUUGAGAACUUUGUAUCGUAAAGAUGGUUGGACAUCGUACAUGCAAGGAAUAUUCAAAUUACUCCACCAGAAUGACAUAAAGGAAAGCCGAAUAUUGGAGGCAAUUAAAAGUAUUAAACCUGUACCUGGAAUAUGUGAAUUGAUACAAAAAGCUCACAACGAUUUAAAUUGCCAUGUGAUAAUAAUAAGUGAUUCAAACACGUAUUUUAUCGAACACUGGUUAAAAUAUCACGAGUUGGAUAAAUAUGUGGCCAAAGUAUUUUCUAAUCCUGCUGAACUUGAUUCGAUGGGUUUGUUGAAUAUUAAAAUGUAUCAUUUUCAAGAUUACUGCAAACUAAGCUCAAAAAAUCUAUGCAAAGGCCAAAUUUUAUUAGAUUACAUUAAAGAACAAAACAGCAAUGGUAUUGAUUACCAGAGAAUAGUUUACUGUGGUGAUGGUAGCAAUGAUUUCUGCCCUAUUCUUAAACUAAACGAGAACGAUAUUGGUUGUGUUCGAAAAGACUACAAAUGUAUUCAGUUAGUAAGUAAAGUUAAAACAGGAGAAAAAAUCGACAAUGUUUUUUAUAAUAUAAAGUGCAACAUUUGCGAGUGGAACAAUGGUUAUGAUAUUUUAGGUCAUUUAGAAUCAUCUAGUUUUAACGAAUGUGAAUAAAUUUUAUUUUAAUAGUAACA
This is a messenger RNA of Brassicogethes aeneus, 879 nucleotides long. Lineage: Eukaryota; Metazoa; Arthropoda; Insecta; Coleoptera; Nitidulidae. The record is from the annotation of a GenBank genome assembly.